AGUUCGGUCAUGAGAGUUCGGUGUGCCAAGGGUGGUCCAGGUCCAUCGUUGGUGGGGGACACAGUGGUCUCUGGAAGCGUUUCUUUGUGCUACUUCAUGUAUGACAGUGUAAACUGGGAUGCCUUGAAGGCUACGCACAGAAACGUCAUGCCUUUUCUGGUAUGUUUAUUCACGUUUCCAGAAUGCGGAGGCCAAAUGCGGGCCGAGGUGAAGACCAAGGACCUUUACUCGCAUGCCCAGUUUGGAGAUAACAACUACCCGGGAGGCUCCGAUUGCGAAUGGGUGAUUGUGGCUGAGGAAGGCUACGGAGUGGAGCUGAUCUUCCAGACCUUUGAGAUCGAGGAAGAGGCCGACUGUGGCUACGACUACAUGGAGUUGUUUGACGGCUACGACGGGACAGCCCCGCGCCUGGGACGCUAUUGCGGCUCUGGGGUAGGCUACUUGAUUAUUUUGCAAAGGGACUGUCUAUGUUUUUCUGCAGUCCUUGCAAGAAGGUCGUUGGUGCAAGAGGGUCUUUGUUUCAGGAAGAUGGCAGAAGGCAUUGGUAAGGUGGUGAAUCUGAACCUUCUGGAAGGAAAAUGAAGAUAUUGGACCUAA
This is a messenger RNA of Anolis sagrei ordinatus, 597 nucleotides long. Lineage: Eukaryota; Metazoa; Chordata; Lepidosauria; Squamata; Anolidae. The record is from RefSeq and is a predicted model, not a curated record.